Vidua chalybeata is the source of this 6021-nucleotide messenger RNA. RefSeq names its product fatty acyl-CoA reductase 1-like. The coding region runs from base 164 to 1711 and encodes 515 amino acids. NCBI's taxonomy places the organism in Eukaryota, Metazoa, Chordata, Aves, Passeriformes, Viduidae. The transcript has 12 exons. The record is from RefSeq and is a predicted model, not a curated record. Gene Ontology annotation, molecular function: alcohol-forming very long-chain fatty acyl-CoA reductase (NADP+) activity. Gene Ontology annotation, cellular component: peroxisome. Gene Ontology annotation, biological process: long-chain fatty-acyl-CoA metabolic process.
CGUCCGCGCCCCGGGCGGGCGCGCAUCCUCCCCCGGUCCGGCUCGGAGCAGCGGGGCAGGCGCUGCUGCUGCCCGCCUCCCUCCCCCGGCCGGAUACACGCUGUCACACCCGGAGCACCACGAGAGGUACCUGCUGCAGGAAGGGACAGAACAAGAAAGCACCAUGUCUUCAGUCUCAGCUUAUUACAAUGGAAAGACUGUACUUAUCACAGGAGCUACAGGUUUCAUGGGCAAAGUACUGGUGGAAAAACUUCUGCGCUCCAGCCCUGAAGUGAAAGCAGUUUAUAUUCUUGUCAGGCCAAAGGCUGGACAGUCAAUGCAAGAAAGAGUGGCCAACAUGUUGAAAUGUAAGGUCUUUGACAGGGUCCGAGAAGAUUGCCCUAAUUUCCACGAGAAGAUUAAGCCUAUUAAUGCUGAGCUCACUCAGCCCAAGCUGGCCAUCAGUGCUGAAGAUGAGGAGGAGCUUCUGACCCGGGUCAAUGUUGUCUUCCACUGUGCAGCCACAGUUCGCUUUGACGAGCCCCUCAAACAUGCCCUGCAGCUGAACGUGAUGGGCACGCAGCGGCUCCUCGAGCUGGCCCGGCAGAUGCGGAACCUCGAGGCCUUCAUCCACAUCUCCACUGCCUAUGCAAACUGCAUCCGGAAAUGCAUUGAGGAGAUCAUCUACCCGCCCCCAGCCGAGCCCCAGAAGCUCUUCGAUUUAGUAGAGUGGUUGGAUGAAUCUAUAAUUCAAGACAUCACACCGAAGCUGCUUGGGGAGUGGCCCAACACUUAUACCUACACCAAAGCCUUGUCAGAGUACCUGAUUCAGCAAGAGAAAGGAAACUUGAACAUUGCUAUCAUCAGGCCAUCCAUCGUGGGAGCCAGCUGGCAUGAGCCUUUCCCAGGCUGGAUUGACAACUUCAAUGGGACCAGUGGAAUAUUUAUUGCGGCAGGCAAAGGGAUCCUGCGGACCGUCAUCGCCAACAACGAAGCGGUGGCAGACAUGAUUCCCGUCGACGUCGCCAUCAACCUGACUCUGGCAGCCGGGUGGUACACGGCCGUGCACAGACCAAAAAACCUGUUGGUGUACAACUGCACAACAGGGGGAAUCAACCCUUUCUUCUGGGGAGAAAUGGGGCAGUACGUCAUGUCCACGUUCAAAAGGAACCCCCUGGAGCAGGCCUUCCGAACACCCAAUGCUCACAUGACCUCCAGCUACUUGAUAAACCAGUACUGGAUCACUGUCAGCCACAAGGCACCUGCCAUCCUCUACGACCUGUACAUGAGGCUCACGGGGAGAAAGCCCAGAAUGAUGAAGAUUAUCAAUCGGCUGCACAAGUCUAUGACACUCCUGCAGUAUUUCUCCACCCAGUCCUGGAGCUGGUCUUCAGAUAAUAUGAAUAUGUUAAUGAGUCACCUUAACACAGAGGACAGAAAGUUAUACAACUUUGAUGUUCGCCAGCUGCACUGGUCAGAGUACAUCGAGAGCUACUGCAUAGGUGCUAAGAAGUACUUGCUAAACGAGGACAUGGCUGGAAUUCCAGCAGCGAAGCAGCAUCUACGCAAGCUGAGGAACAUCCGAUAUGCAUUCAACACCACCCUCCUCGUGAUCAUCUGGCGCAUCUUCAUCGCGAGGUCGCAGAUGGCUCGAAACAUCUGGUACUUUGUGGUGAGCCUCUGCUACAAGUUCCUGUCCUACUUCAGGGCAUCCAGCACCCUCAGACACUGAAGCCAUCCAUCAGCAACCAGCCUCUUCCAGAAGGACCUCCAUCUCCUCUAAUCAGCAACUGUGGGCAUUGGGGUCUGAAAGUAGCAGAAAAAUCCACUCCCUCCAACAGCAGCUGGCACUUAUUGUACACUGUUACAUGCUCACCUGUUUAAUUUUAACUAAUGCUUUAAUACAUGGUCUUUCUUCCAUAGGACCAGGCCAAUUUUUAAAGCCAUAACUGAAGCUUUAGGAACAAGUCAAGCUGGGACCCCUUAUCUAAAGUCUGAUGUGCAAGAGUAAGGAUUAACCAAAGUCAUUGUCUUCCCAUGUACUACUCCCUAGGCUAUCUUAAUCCCAUCUUCUUCCCCAAAAGAGGUAAAUUCAAAGCACGACCUUGAAAGACAAGGAUGCCACCAGAGAAGACCCAGCUGAGGAAAUUAACCUGUAAGAGGUCUUCCUAAGGCAGCUGUUUGUUCAUUCUCAUUCAGUGAAAUGGUACCUUACUGAAAAAAAACAAGAUUAUACCUUCUCAGUUUUUCAAAACUUAGGAGGGGGAAACAUCAGUCACAUGAGGCCAGUGAACACACAGAACAGUUUUCAGAUCUUGUCUUGUAUUGCUGCUGAGGACUGAUGCUUUCAAGCCAUACCUGAAGACACACAUAGAAUUUGUGCACCUGUAUUAACUCUGCUCACUCACAAUCUGCUUUCUUACAGAGAGGUCUUCUUUUCUCCCUGUGGUUAAGGUUUCAGUCUAUUAAAAAUUCCUGGUCUUGCAUUUAUCACAUUUGUUUGGGACAUUUUUGGGGUCUUGAAAAUUGUUGUAUUAACCCUGAGAAUGAAGAGAAGACUUCAUAAAAAUAGGAGUAAGAAUACAGAAACCUGUCAUUAUUUUUGAAGUAUGGGUCUUUUUUUCCCCUUGAGAAAAUCUCUUUCCCUGUAGCUCAAAACCAGCCUGAUACUGGGCUUUCAUUACAGCUAAAUCACUUUGCAGUUGAUAAUUUCCAGUGGCAAAGAAAGUGUAAAGACACACAUUGGAGGAAACAUCAUUAGGCCUGUUCUGCUGCCAUUCCUGUCAGGAGGCAUUAAAAAUUCUGAAACUUGUUUUUCUUGAGAAUAUGUUAAAUGUUGGAUUUAAUGAUCUUAGAGGUCUUUUCUGACCUAAGCAGCUCUGUGAUUCUUGGACAAGAAGAAUCUUUGACAAGAAGAUUCCUCAAGGACCUUCCCAAUGCUCAUGGCUGUUGGAGAUCCUUGUUUCUUGUAGUAAAUUGUAAAUUCCUGUGGGGGCAGAGAGAGAGCACCUUCUUGAAAGUAGCUGGUGCAACAACAGCAACAAACUUACUGCCUUGUCAGAUUUUCAGAGUCAGAUCUUACACCGAAAUAUUAUUUAUUCAGAUAACACUGAAUAAGCACUUUUAAGAUGAUCAGUCUUCAAUACAGCACCCAGUUUCUCUAAUCUUGUGUCAUGCCUGAAAAAGUAAUGCUAUACAAAAAAACACAACAAAGUGACACAGUUGCUCUUUUGUGAACUGAGAAGAGCAGAGAAUUUACAAAUCUGGCAUUCCUCAAAAAUUAUACUUGGUUUUGCUAGUGAAGGUAAGAGCAGAUUAUGUCAGUGUAUUUAUAUCUGAGCAUUUCAGGCUGGUUCAGAAAUCUUUCUAUAGCUUCAAGGCAUUAAUCUUGCCUCGUACACCCCAGAGGUCUGAUUCCAAGCAAUUGCCAAAGGGUGCCUGCAGCAGAACCUGACCAGAAAUGUGGUGUCCAGGGUGGCAGGGCUCUGGCAUUGCCUGCCACAGACCUCUGUGUUUGUCACACACUGCUUUUGAUCUGUGCUUAAAUAGGUCAAGCACCCAGUUUACAAAGAUAAAAAUUUUGAAGCUCUUGCCUUGGAAAUGUGCUUCUGCAGUGGAACUGGUUGUUGGGUGUGUGUUCUCCAGCUUCAGGACAUGCUGUGCAAGGUGUCACCACCUGGGAAACCUGGAGCUGUGCAUUCAGGGGCUGGGGACCAAUGUUCCCUGUCCAGCACUGCCACUUUUUGGGGAAGGUUGUGGCAUUGUACUUUGCUACCUUGGUGGGGCUGAGGCAGGUUGCUGGGGUUCGUCCAGGAAGAUUGCAUUCCCUCAGUUACGUCAUCUGGUCAUCAGGCAGCUUGCAGUCCUCAUAGGAAAGGCUAAAACACAAAGCAAACCAAAACUGUAGAUCAUUUUGAAACAAACUUCCACUCAAACAUCAGGAAAUAAUUUCAACACUUAUCCUGAAAGUCUUUUUAAGUGCCUGCCUUAUGGACAAAGAGAAGCAACACUAAAGGGGAUCAUAAGUCUUGAGCUGUGCACGUGAUAGAAAAAAGCUUGGGUCUCAGAAAAGUUAAAGCUGCUACAACAUCAGUCAGCUCUCCUGAGAGCAAAGUGCCCCACCUUUUCUUCCCCUUCCCUAUUCUUGCCAGGAAUUCCUCACAAUAUGCCUGUAGGCAUUCACAGUUGUGUGCACAGGCUGUAUUUUCCCAAGUCUGAGGUGUAUUUUUUGCUCCUCUGAGCAUAUCCAGACCUGGUUUUCUGAAUGCAGAAAAAGGUGCUGCACUCAGAAUAGUGGUGGUGUGACAUUUUAAGGCUCUUCAGUGUUUUGCUGAAGGAAACAGUCACAGAAAAGCUACUUAGCCCCGAAAAAACAGCAGGAGUUGUUUGGGUUGGAAAACCAGAGCUGUUGCAGAUGGUGUCUGCUCUUCUGAAGACCUUUCAUAGCUCACACAGCAUUGCCAGCAGCUGGCUCCAGAGCUCUGGCCUUGCCUGGGGAGGAUCAAGCUGUUAGUUUGUUUUAACACACACGUAACAUGAAGGGCAACUUGAAUCUUUAAUCCAUUUUCUUGUGGCCUGAGAUGUUUCCAGCUGAUUGUCUGAAGCACAGACAUGUUUCAGAAAGCCUCAGUGCAGGGGCUGAUGUGUUGCAGUGGCCCUUGAGUGCCAGUUGUGACUGUCAUCAUGGGGAGCUGGGCAUAAGAACUUGUUUUCACCUCAAGCAGUGGCUGAUGUUCAAUGGUUUACUUUGUGCUCCUCAGUGGAUUUCUUUGUGCUCUGAAGAAACCUAAGCCUUGGGGAAGAUACCUGAAAGAAAAUACUGAAUAUCAUUUCACCAUCAGCAAUGGGCAGAACCUUGCAAUUAACAAGUAUCUUUUUAAAAUUAAAUAGCGAUAACAAAACAAACAAACAAACCCCUACAGUUAAUCUGUGUUUUAACUCCCUUUUGAACAACAACCAAAGCUGUUUAUCUUUAGCAUGCCUGUUACUAAAAAAAAUUAAUUUCUUACCCCUCCACCCUCCUCUGUUCCAUGCUAAGAAACAAUUUUUCCACAGUAGGGAGGGAGCGGUAACAGAACCACUGAUAAAUCACAGAUUGUUGGCCCAUUACCCACCUCCUGCAGAAAUGUGUUCUUUUACAUUUUCUAAGGAAACAUCAGUACAUCUGCCUGUGUGUACAGCUGCAUCUUCCAGCACCAGACAACAUGGUAAAAGCAGUGGAGCUCAUCCUGAAAUGCCAGGCUGUGCUUGUUUGGAGUGCCCUUUUCCACUUCAGUUUACCACAAAGCAACUAAAACAUACCCUCGUUUCCAGUGUAAAGGGAACCUAACCUGUAGCUGUUAAUCGAGUCAUUAUCAUGAAUAAACAACUGGGAAAAGAGGGAGGGGGGCAUCCUUUUGUUUGUAAAUAAGCUACAGCUUCAUGGUUGAAAGCAUGCUGUUGCUCUUCCAGCAUUGACGUUCUACUGCUGAAAGCAAGGAUGAACUUUCAGUACAACUUUAGUACAAUUGGACCCCUUAUUCUAGCACAGAGCAAAUAACAUUCUCCAGAAGGUAAGUGGUGAACACUUCACUACAUGGUGCUAAAUAUUGGUGUGAAGGUGGUACAGAUUUACUUAGAGAGAAUUAAAAAUCCAGAAAAUAAAGCGUAUUUGGGGAGUAAUUAAAGAUGUACUAUCCCCUUUUCUCUAUUGCUUAAAAGCCAACUAUGAAUUGUUUUUUCAGAUGAACAUGAAGCCACUUACAAAAGGUUUCUUGUCCUUACAUGAUCUUGGCAGACCCCAGUUUAUAGUAAAAUAUGUACUCUCCCACUGUCCAGAGUUUCUACGGUUCUAUCUGCUAUUUCUAUCCUCUUGUUAGCUGCAAGACAACUUCCUGUUAUAAAUCUUAAUUACAGAGUUUCUAAUCUUAAGGCGUAACCUUUUGAGCUCUCAAAUCAGAUAAAAUGGUCAAACCACAAAUUGCGUGAAUCUCAGCCAUAAAAUUGUUAAUAUGAUGUUUAUGUUAUUUGAAACAUUUAAUAAAACAAAAUAUUUUAAAGCUA